AUGUACGAAUACAAUCACGAUCACAUUCACGAUCACGAUUAUCAUGAACACGGGGAAUAUUUUACAGGUCGGCCAGGAACGGAUUAUCCGGUGCUAGGAAAGGUGCCGUAUACGAAUUUCUAUUGCGACGAUCAACCCUAUCCAGGGUUUUUUGCCGACGUUGAGACCAGAUGCCAAGCUUGGCAUUAUUGCGACAUUGACGGCCGACAGGCAACAUUCUUGUGCCCUAAUGGGACGCAAUUCAGUCAGGUCGUAUUCGUUUGCGAUUGGUGGUUCAACGUUAGGUGCGAACUCAGUCCGAAGCUUUACGUCAUCAACAGCCGAUUGUACGGGAAACCAACGGAGGAUCCUACAAGGCCCCAUCGCAUCAUCACGAAGGAACUACUCGAAAAUAUCUUCGUUAAACGAAAAUGAACCCGUGAUUUCUGGAUGAGAACAAACUAUUUCUUCUUUUUUCUCUUUCUCGCUCUCUCUCUCUCUCUCUCUCUCUCUCUCUCUCUAUCUCUCUCUAUCUCUUUCAUCCUUCGAAAUCAACGGACGAAAUUUUCGUUCGAAAAAAAAAAAAAAAAGAUAAAUGGAUAGUGUUAUUUUCUUUUUUUUUUUCUUCCCCUUGAUAUAGUGAACAUUAACUUUUUGAAAUUUCGUCGGAACAAGAGAUGGAUGAAUAUAAAAAGCUUGUUGAUCGUAUAAGAAUUAAACUCGAUGGAAGAAUUCUUCUUUUUAAUUU
Messenger RNA from Vespa mandarinia (Asian giant hornet), 727 nucleotides. RefSeq lists its product as uncharacterized. Gene Ontology annotation, cellular component: extracellular region. Gene Ontology annotation, molecular function: chitin binding. Lineage: Eukaryota; Metazoa; Arthropoda; Insecta; Hymenoptera; Vespidae. The record is from RefSeq and is a predicted model, not a curated record.